Messenger RNA from Lepus europaeus (European hare), 2776 nucleotides. RefSeq names its product zinc finger protein 385B (gene ZNF385B). The record is from RefSeq and is a predicted model, not a curated record. Gene Ontology annotation, molecular function: nucleic acid binding; zinc ion binding. The transcript is spliced from 8 exons. NCBI's taxonomy places the organism in Eukaryota, Metazoa, Chordata, Mammalia, Lagomorpha, Leporidae. Gene Ontology annotation, cellular component: nucleus. Bases 472 to 1581 code for a protein of 369 amino acids.
GUGCAAAAACUCUCAGCUGCUGGAGAACUUCACUGACUCCUUCCUUGUCCAUGUGCCUCAUUCUUCAUGGUCAAGAGACAAAGUUCCCAGCACAGAAGAGAAGCAGCAACGUAGAAGGCGGCAGCACUCCUCCAUGGAGCCAGCAGAGAAGAGAAGCUGUAACCCAGAAGGUGGCAGCAAUUGAAGAACAUGGUGAAGAGGAAAGAACUGUGAGGCUGAGGCUGUCACAUGAAGAACUGUAAUGGAAGAGCUGUGCUGCUCCUGAAGAAUCCAGCAUGAAGAAGAGGCUGCCACACCCUGUGAGAUAAGAUGGCGAGCUGAGCAGUGAGAGCCAUAGACUCCUUCUGCCACUGCCCCUGGAACACCAACUGCAGAACUCCCACAACAUAUUUGGGUCUCAUCCAGGAUCCCUGGAGGGGCAGUACAUGCCACACUACUACCCUUCCUGCUCUUGUGCGCACACCUACCCUGAUGAUGCAGCCUUCACUGGAUAUCAAACCGUUUAUGUCUUUUCCAGUGGACAGUAGUUCUGCUGUUGGGCUCUUUCCAAAUUUUAACACAAUGGAUCCUGUGCAAAAGGCAGUCAUUAACCACACGUUUGGAGUGUCCAUUCCCCCAAAGAAGAAGCAAGUUAUCUCUUGUAAUGUCUGCCAGCUUCGCUUCAACUCUGAUAGCCAGGCCGAGGCCCACUACAAAGGAAGUAAACAUGCCAAGAAGGUCAAAGCACUAGAGGCAACGAAAAAUAAACCCAAAAUGGUUUCUUCCAAGGACAGCGCAAAGGCUAACCCCAGCUGCUCCAUCACUCCAAUCACAGGCAACAGCUCUGACAAAUCAGAAGAUAAAGGAAAGUCCAAAGCCAGCAGCUCCAGUCAGCCGUCGAGCUCUGAAAGUGGCUCCUUUCUCCUCAAAUCUGGCACAGCAGCCCUGCCACCCGGAGCAGCCACUUCUCCCGCCAAGAGCACAAAUGGAGCUCCUGGUCCUGUUGCUGAGUCAGAGGAAGAAAAAGCCAAAAAAUUACUUUAUUGUUCGCUAUGCAAAGUGGCUGUGAACUCUCUGUCACAGCUGGAGGCACACAACACAGGAUCUAAACACAAGACCAUGGUUGAAGCUCGUAAUGGGGCUGGUCCCAUUAAGUCCUACCCUAGACCUGGAUCAAGAUUAAAGAUGCAGAAUGGCAGUAAGGGGUCGGGACUACAGAACAAGACAUUUCAUUGUGAAAUCUGUGAUGUCCAUGUUAAUUCAGAAAUUCAACUCAAACAGCACAUUUCUAGCCGAAGGCAUAAAGAUCGAGUUGCUGGGAAACCACUGAAGCCGAAGUACAGCCCCUACAACAAGCUGCAGCGGAGCCCGAGCAUUCUAGCAGCAAAACUUGCAUUCCAGAAAGACAUGAUGAAGCCUCUGGCCCCUGCCUUCUUGUCCUCACCCCUGGCGGCGGCGGCCGCCGUGUCCUCUGCGCUGUCGCUCCCUCCCCGGCCGUCGGCCUCGCUCUUCCAGGCUGCAGCCAUCCCGCCAGCCCUCCUGAGGCCGGGGCACGGGCCCAUCCGCACCACCCCUGCCUCCAUCCUCUUCGCUCCCUACUGACGCCCGCAAGUCCCGAGACAGCCGAGGCCAGUAGGGAAGUUGAGAAGGAAAGCCAAAAGGAUUCGGCCGUUUAAGCAUUCGGUGUUGCAGUAAGUACCCCCGGCCACCCCGCCACACGCCACCCCAAGCCCCAGCUCCACAGAAGAACAGAGCACUAGAUUCGAGAGCGUUUCUGUGGACCUUUCCUACAACUUAGGAAUCUGAGCAGCAUAGUCUUUAUCUGCCUGUUCCUUGCCCCAACCCCACUCAAUUUGUGUAUCUGCGACAUUUGGUUUCUUGAAAAUGUAUCAGUCAGAAAACAAGAAAAUUCUGUGUUUUUCAGUGGGGGGGUGAUCUGGCUUAGAAACGACGUGGAAUCUUUUCCUGACAGACUUGAAAACUAGGAGCUUCCUCAAAUGUCUGUAAAUAUCUCUGGAAUCCAAGCAGGCAUAGUCUAGUGCAAAGGGAAAAUCGAUGCACACGAGUGCUUCCUUGUGGGUACCAUCUGACUGACGGAUCACAUUUUCUUUCUGGUGUACUAUUGUUGACAGGGAUUGUGUACUGUUUUAGACCCAAGUACUGUUGUAUCCUGUGUAGUACUAGCUCUGUAUUUCUUGUCUGAUUUCAACAUUUUUUAGUUGCUGUGUAAAUGUUAGGAAGCAAAGUAGCUUUGAAUUUUCUCUUUAAGAGAACAAAAAGAUAUGUAUUUUCUUUAUUUCACAUUUUAUUUGGAGAUAUUUAAACGAAAUAGAAAGCCAUAUAACAUAGCUAUAAUUACUACCUAUUUGCUAUUUUUCUUUAACUUAUUUUGUAGCUUCCUCACCAGUUUGAGUUGCUAAGCAAAUGUAUACAAACAGAAAAAGAGCUUCCUAAAUUGCACAUUUUUGCACCUCUUGUGCAUUCUGCAAGAAGACAAUGAAUCCAUGUAUUUCUACGUAAUUAUCUUCAUUUUUAAUCUGUUUUCAUUUGUAAUGAUGCUACAUAAUUUUGUGGCUCCCUAAUGCAAUAAUGUACAGGAGAUAAAAACAUUUAUAAUUGAACAAUUUGUCUUUCUGUUCACUGAGUAUGUUGCAGGUCAUGCUCCCAUGCCCCCCUUUCUAAGCUGAUAUCAACAAGACUGGAAUGUUUGUGAUAUCAGGGGCAAGAGGUAUCAUAAAUCAACAAAAUAGAGUGAACUCUUUUAGAGCAUCUUUAUCUGCAAUCUGUAAAUGGUAAA